UCAACCAACACAAGAUACAAUGAGGUGGCUCAUUCUCAGUUUGGGUGUUUUCUUGCUCUACGUUGCUUUUGCAUCGGGUAGGAUCAUCGUGGAAAAUGAAGAAGAGGAAGUUUUUGAUUUAGUGCCGGCAGCGUCUCAUCACGGACAUUCUAGUCACCACGAAUCAGGCGGUGGUUCCAAGCACCACGGAGAUCACCACUCCGAACAUGGAGAAAAAGGCGAUAAAGGCUACAAAAGCGACCAUCACCACGAAAAAGGCGAACACGGCAAGCACGGGAAAGAACACAAAGAAGGCCACCACGCCGAAAAAGGUGGACACCACAAGAGCCACCACGACGAGGCUGACCACUACGAUGAACACCACGCUGAUGGAAAACACCACAAAGGCGGGAAAUUCGGCGAGAAGAAAGGACACAAGAAAGGACAGAAGACCACUGGUUAUCAUCACAAAUCACACAAAGACGACUACCACAAGCAACACAAAUUCUACGAUGACUAUCACAAAUCUGGACAUCACUCCAAACAUGGACACCAUCACGGACACCACGGAAGCAAAGAGGGACACCACAAGAAGGGAGGAAACCACAAAUCUGGAUACCAUGACGACCACUUCGGAAAGAAGGGACACGCUGAUAAAGGACAUUACGAUGAGGACCACAAAGGGUUCAAGGGUCACCAUGGGCAUGAAAGUCAUCACUCCCACCAUGAUGAUUAUGGAAAGAAAGGUGCAAGCUCUGGUGGUAAAGAGUAUGGUUUCAGCGAUGGACACCACUGAAUAUUUUCAAGUUGUUAAAGAAUUUUGCUUGUUAAUUGUUAGUUUUUGUAUUAUUGAGAGGUCUAGAAGACGCAGUUCUGGUUCUCUCAUUUGUUGAUUUGUUUUUGAUACAAUACUCAUUAAAUUCUGUUUAAAAUUA
Molecule: messenger RNA, 914 nt
Organism: Harmonia axyridis
Lineage: Eukaryota; Metazoa; Arthropoda; Insecta; Coleoptera; Coccinellidae
Product: histidine-rich glycoprotein-like
Exons: 1
Coding region: 20-775 (251 amino acids)
Source: RefSeq, a predicted model, not a curated record